UGGGUAGGGUUAGGGUUAAACCUGCUGGCUUGUUUUUAAGAGUGGCAGGCUCUGUAUCUCUACCUAAGACACAGGAGGAGGAAUCUGGACAUGCUGAACUACUCAAACAUUACAGCAAUGGAAAUCCGCCAUGAUGAAGACCAUUAUGACUACAAUGAUUACCAAGAAACUUACUAUGACUUUUCAAACUACUCAUUGUGGAAUAUUAGUAACUCCACAUACUUCAACGAGAAUGAUACGGGCCUUUGUGAGGCUGAAGAUCAAGAGUUCACCAUCAAAAUGUUCCAGACCUGCAUCUUCUGCCUGAUUUUCCCGUUGGGCGUGGCGGGUAACUGUCUGGUCAUAGCCACCUUUGCUUUUUCCCGCCGUUUCCGUCUUCGCUCCAUGACCGACGUCUUCCUGUUCCACCUGGCGCUGGCCGACCUUCUCCUGCUCCUCACGCUCCCAUUACAGGCUGUCGAUACACACCAGGGCUGGAUCUUCCCUAAUGGCCUUUGCAAGGUUCUGCGUGCAUGCUACGCUAUCAACACAUACAGCGGGCUACUCCUGCUAGCCUGCAUUAGCGUUGACCGCUACAUUGUGGUGGCACGUGCCCAACAGAUGCACCGGCUGCGCAGUCGCAUUGUUACAGGCGGGAAAGUUGCCGCUGUUGCUGUGUGGUUUGUUGCUAUGCUCCUGAGUUUGCCUGAAAUCCUCUACUCUGGAGUGUUAGUGUCUUGGGAUAAAGCAUACUGCGGCAUGCUAAAGCGUGGAGCAGUCAAGAUGUCAACCAACGGAGCCAUCAUUGCUGUCUUCUGCCUGUCCUUCUUCAUUAUGGUGACAUGCUACUCUUUGAUAGCUCAAGUGCUGUGGGAAGGGAACAAAAAUCGGCGGGGGAAGCAGUGGCGUCGGCAGCGCACCCUGAAGCUGAUGGUGGCGCUGGUGGUGGUGUUUCUGGUGUUCCAGCUGCCGUACACUGUGGUGCUGUCGCGUAAAAUGGCGGGGCCGCUCUGCGCUCUGCUGCUGGAGUACAUAACCUGCACUCUGGCGUACUCCCGAUGUUGCCUUAACCCUAUCCUGUACGCUCUGGUAGGCGUGCGCUUCCGUAAUGACGUGGUGAGGCUCAUGUACGAUUCAGGAUGCCAGUGGGGGGUCCGGUCAGCGCCACAGACAGUGAGCUCCAACUCCAUGUCCCCCACAUCCCCUGCUCUCAAUGUGUUCUCAGCUUGCUCGCCAGCUUCCCCUGAAAGCAGCAGCUCCAUGUCUACCAUCAAAUUUCAGUUUCCGGGAACCAAAUAAUACUUAAUGAUGUGGACUUUAUUUGUUACAUUCCAUUUUUAAAUCUUUAUUUUCUGUUUAAGUAUACAUCAUGUGUUAUUAUUUGGAAGAAAUUAACUGAAUAAUUAGAAGGGGUUGUAAAGGUGUGCAUUUCAUCAUUAAUGAUUGUAUGAAAUACAAGUGUCGAAACCAAGGCUCCAACUUAAUUGUUUACCUGGGAGAGGAAAUAAUAGCAGGAUGGACGGUGACCCAGAGUCUAGAGAAACAUACUGUACAUCUGCGAUUGAACCUAAUUGGUCAAUCUGGAAUUGCGAGAGAAAACACUAAAGAUUGCGCAAUCACUUUGUCAAACACAGUGACGGAUGUAGUGCCUUUUUUUAUUUGGGAGUGUGUGUCAUUUUAUACUUGGGAGGUCAUCAUUCAUUUCGAUAAAAUGUAAGUAGGGAAAAGGUUAAGUUUGAUCCCUGGUUGAAACAAUAUAGUACUUCCACUGUAUAAUACACUUGUAAAUGCUAUACUUGGACAGACUUGUUUGUAAAUAUUAAAUGAGCUUAUAGACAACCCUUCUGAACGUGUAGUUCGCUCUUUCAUGUUUUUAAAUGUAAUUUGUUAAUAAAACUGUUUUCAGUA
Messenger RNA from Trematomus bernacchii (emerald rockcod), 1887 nucleotides. RefSeq names its product chemokine (C-C motif) receptor 10 (gene ccr10). The transcript has 2 exons. The record is from RefSeq and is a predicted model, not a curated record. Gene Ontology annotation, molecular function: G protein-coupled receptor activity. Lineage: Eukaryota; Metazoa; Chordata; Actinopteri; Perciformes; Nototheniidae. Gene Ontology annotation, biological process: G protein-coupled receptor signaling pathway; immune response. Gene Ontology annotation, cellular component: membrane. The coding region runs from base 91 to 1278 and encodes 395 amino acids.